AUGCCUCCACGAUUACGUCUCGCAAAUGCGCGGGUUCCUCAACCCACCCGGUGUCAAAGGCUCCUGUGUCAGUUCGAUAUCUCUACCUCAAUUCGAUAUGCUAGUACGGCAACGACGCCUGCUCCUUCGGUCGAGCAAAUGACCGUCUCUCCUCCUCCAAUUGCCAGAUUUCCUCCCUCACAGCCGCCAUCGCAUCGCAAGCCCGAGUUCAGACGUUCUCAGCUUCUCCGGCAAUACACCUCUCUCAUUCGCACCACACCUCUUAUGGUCUUCCUUCAACACGACAACCUCCAAGCAGUCGAGUGGUCCGCGAUCCGACGCGAACUGAACAAGGCCAUGCAGAAGGUGGACGAUAAGAUUGCCGCAGAAGGCCGCAGUGCUCCACCCUUGGCUCCCCAUAUCAAGGUCCAAAUCAUCCAGACAGGCAUCUUCGAGGUUGCUCUACGUAUCGUGGAAUAUUUUCGACCAAGCCAAUCAAUACUGGAAAAGGGCAAGCCCCCCAGCGCAAACGACCCGGCUACACAGACAUCCGCCGAGAUCUCGCUUGCCGGAUCUAGGGACGACCCAACCUUGACACACGAUCUCUCGCGUGCUGCCCAAGCCGCUGUGCGCAAUAUGAAGGGAAAGCAUGAGCUAUCCACCCUUCUCGUUGGACCUAUCGCUAUGCUCUCCAUUCCGCAAAUGUCCCCAGAACACUUGAAGGCUGCCAUGUCCGUUCUGGCUCCCAAGGCAUUCGGCUACCCUGCGCCCACCCGAAGAGCAAACCCCGAUUGGCACGAAUUUCCCGUGCAGAAUGGUCUGAAAAAGUUGAACAUUCUUGCUGCUCGUUUGGACAACCAGUUGUUUGAUGUCGAUCAGACGAAGUGGGUCGGAAGUAUUGAGGGUGGUAUUGACGGUCUGCGGUCUCAACUCGUUAUGGCGCUGCAAAGCAUGGGAUCUAGCAUCACGAAUUCUCUGGAGGGAGCUGGAAAGAGCUUGUAUUUCACUCUUGAGAGCAGGAGAAGUGUGCUUGAGGAUGAACAGAAGGGUGGCAGUGGUGAGGGUGAGAAUAAAGCAGAGUAA
Messenger RNA from Aspergillus puulaauensis, 1062 nucleotides. Its product is annotated as mitochondrial 54S ribosomal protein uL10m. Gene Ontology annotation, molecular function: structural constituent of ribosome. Gene Ontology annotation, cellular component: mitochondrial large ribosomal subunit. Gene Ontology annotation, biological process: translation. The transcript has a single exon. Lineage: Eukaryota; Fungi; Ascomycota; Eurotiomycetes; Eurotiales; Aspergillaceae. The record is from RefSeq and is a predicted model, not a curated record. The coding region runs from base 1 to 1062 and encodes 353 amino acids.